Molecule: messenger RNA, 1870 nt
Organism: Dissoconium aciculare CBS 342.82
Lineage: Eukaryota; Fungi; Ascomycota; Dothideomycetes; Mycosphaerellales; Dissoconiaceae
Product: NAD(P)-binding protein
Exons: 1
Coding region: 418-1542 (374 amino acids)
Source: RefSeq, a predicted model, not a curated record
GUCAGGUCUAACCACGCAUUUAAGGUAGGCAGAUGCAUGGAAAGAAACAUGACGCAGUUCAUGGAUUGGCUGCAACGGAAGGAUUCGUACAGCGGAUGUGGAAUAGCGCGAUAUGCAGAGCAGAUGUCAUGGACGGAUUUAACGCGGAGACGACAUGCUCGUGGUGAGGGACCUGCAUGAGCCUCGAACAUUCUUGUCCAUCGUUGAUGUUGAGCAACGCGUGCUUGGAACGUCAUUUGUACGACGGAUCAAAGAUAUAAAGAUGGAGCUGAUCCCCGGCAAGAUGAGAUUCGCUUCCAACAACAUUCCCAUCUCAAUCACAAGACCCUCGAACGGGGAUCAACAGAUCACCACGUGAAAGACAAAACAUCCACCGACACAUCGCACAUCACCAAUCGCCCGUCCUCUCCCACGACAAUGGCUAUCGCACCGACGACUCCCUACCAGCCAUACGCUGCCCUUCACAAGACCAUCAAAGGACCCGGUGAUGCCCGUCCCACCGCUGAACAGGUCAUCCUCGACCGUUUCCCUCCACCGACGACAUCCACAGGGCUGAAAGGCCGAGUGAUCCUCAUCACCGGCGCCUCGUCCGGGAUCGGCGUCGAGACCGCCCGAGCACUCUACUCCGCCGGCGCCACGCUCUACCUCGGCGCGCGCGACCUCAAGAAGCUCCAAGCCGUGAUCGACGACAUCGUCUCCUCCCACAAGAAGAGCGACAACGAUGCCAGCGGCACCUACACGCCUCCCGUCCCGGAGAAGCUCGAACUGCACCUCGACUCGCUCCCACAAAUCCGGUCGGCGGCCGCCGAAUUCCUCCAGCGCAGCAACUCCACUCUCCACGUCCUGAUCAACAACGCCGGCGUGAUGGCCUGCCCGCUGACCCGCACGAAGGACGGCCUCGAGCAGCAGAUCGGCACGAACCACUUCGGCCACUUCCAGCUGUACACGCUGCUGGAGGGCGCCCUGCUGUCCGGCGCCGAGUCUUCCGGACAGCUCUCGCGCGUCGUGAACCUCUCCUCCAUGGGCCACCGCAUGGGCAGCGUGCGUCUGCCGGACUGGAACUUCACCGCCAACUCCACCAAGGCUAGCGACGGCAAGGAGACGAACUCGGACUACCACAAAUGGGCCUCCUACGGCCAGUCCAAGACCGCCAACAUCUGGAUGGCCUCGGCCAUUCACCGCCGCCACGGCACCGGCGGGAAACCCCUGCUCACCGGCUUCUCCGUGCACCCCGGCGGCAUCAAGACCGAGCUGGGCCGGCAUCUUGACGAUGUGGAGGACGCCGCCUUGCUCAAAGACUCCGGGUACCUCGACGAGCUGAAGAGCAUCCCGCAGGGCGCGGCGACGAGCGUGUGGGCGGCGGUGGCGGAGCAUUUCGACGACCCCCGGAACGGCGGGAGAUACCUGGAGGACGUCGGGGAGUCCGGGGCGGCGCCGCCGGGCGCGGAGGGCAUGACGCCGGGCUAUGCCGCGUGGGCGUACGAUGAGGCGGGGGCGGAGGAGUUGUGGAGGAUCAGCGUGGAGACGGUGAAGGAGAAGUGAGCGAUGGGCAUUCGGGGACCCUGAUGUGGAGAGAGAGAGAGAGAGCACAGUGCGAGUCAUCAUCGCUUUAAUCAAUAGAGGGAAAGGUUAAAUUAUCAUCGAUUCAUGUUCAUCGGUCGAUUUUCCGGUGUUUUUUUUACUAAAGAAGCUUCUCUCAUCAUCAAUAGACCGUCAACUCGGGACACCCCUCACACCUCGGCGCCGAGAACCUCGUCUCGACAUAGACCUUCUGCAUACCGUCGGCCUUCCUCUCGAAUUGCUCAUACACCUUGGCGAGAUCCUCCACGCGGACCCGAUGAGUGACCAUUUUCAACGGGUCGAUUCCGCC